Molecule: messenger RNA, 1858 nt
Organism: Sorghum bicolor (sorghum)
Lineage: Eukaryota; Viridiplantae; Streptophyta; Magnoliopsida; Poales; Poaceae
Product: amino acid permease 4
Exons: 6
Coding region: 114-1526 (470 amino acids)
Cellular component (GO): plasma membrane
Source: RefSeq, a predicted model, not a curated record
UCUAUGGCUCUAUAUAUAGCUGCAGCGCACCGAGCCCAAUCAUCCCCCAUCGACCCUGCCGCAUACAGCCUUGAGCUAUACGGAGAGGGAGAGGCAGUAGCAGAGUGACAGAGAUGGACAUGGAGAAGGUGGAGAGGAAGGAGGUGGAGGUGGACGACGACGGCCGCGUCAGAACAGGGACGGUAUGGACGGCGACGACGCACGCCAUCACCGCCGUGAUAGGUUCCGGCGUGCUCGCCCUGCCCUGGAGCGUCGCGCAGAUGGGUUGGGUGCUCGGCCCCAUCGCCCUCAUCGGCUGCGCCUACAUCACCUACUACACCGCCGUCCUCCUGUCCGACUGCUACCGCACGCCGGACCCCGUCCACGGCAAACGGAACCACACCUACAUGGACGUCGUCCGCUCAUGCCUCGGGCCUAGGAAUGUGGUGGUGUGUGGACUUGCACAGUAUGCGAUCCUCUGGGGUACAAUGGUGGGCUACACAAUCACCACCGCCACAAGCAUCAUGGCCGUCGCGCGCACGGACUGCCACCACUACAGCGGCCACGACGCGGCGUGCGUCUCGUCCGGGACGAUGUACAUGGUGGCGUUCGGCCUCGUCGAGGUGGUCCUGUCCCAGUUCCCGAGCCUGGAGAAGCUCACCAUCAUCUCCGUGGUCGCCGCCGUCAUGUCGUGCACCUACUCCUUCGUCGGGCUGUUCUUGAGCGCCGCCAAGCUCGCGUCCAACCACGGGGCACGCGGCACCCUCCUCGGCGUCAAGAUCGGCGCCGCCGCGGGCGUCUCCGCGUCCACCAAGACGUGGCACGCCCUGCAGGCACUCGGCAACAUUGCCUUCGCCUACACCUACUCAAUGCUUCUCAUAGAAAUCCAGGACACUGUGAAGGCACCGCCAUCGGAGAACGUGACGAUGAAGAGGGCCAGCUUCUACGGCAUUGGCGUGACGACCAUCUUCUACGUGUCGCUCGGGUGCAUCGGGUACGCGGCCUUCGGCAACGCCGCGCCGGGGAACGUGCUCACCGGCUUCGACGAGCCGUUCUGGCUCGUCGACGUCGCCAACGUCGCCGUGGUCAUCCACUUGGUUGGAGCAUAUCAGGUGUACGCGCAGCCGAUCUUCGCGUGCUACGAGAAGUGGCUGGGUGCCCGGUGGCCGGACUCGGCCUUCGUCCACCGCGAGUACGCGGUGCGCCUGCCCCUGGUCGGCGGCGGCCGCGCGGUGCGGUUCACGAUGUGCAAGCUGGUGCUGCGCACGGCGUUCGUGGCGGCCACGACGGUGGUGUCGCUGAUGCUGCCCUUCUUCAACGCCGUGCUGGGGCUGCUGGGCGCCAUCGCGUUCUGGCCGCUGACGGUGUACUUCCCGGUGACCAUGUACAUCGCGCAGGCCAAGGUGGCGCCCGGCAGCCGCAAGUGGGUGGCGCUGCAGGCGCUCAACGUGGGCGCGCUCGUGGUCUCGCUGCUCGCCGCCGUGGGCUCCGUGGCCGACAUGGUGCAGCGCCUGGGCCAUGUCACCAUCUUCCAGACGCAGCUCUGACUCUGAAUCAAGGAUUCAGAACUUAUGGGAACGCGCUUGCAGGCAUACAUCAUACAUGCCUGUACCGUAUACUCACCUGUGAUAUUAUUAGUAUAUUGGUUUGGGAACAACUAAAAAUAUGGAGCAUGUAAGAUGGUAAGUCAUUCCAGCUAGAUUUCGUGCAUCGCAAGUGUGCUUUUAGGGGUGAAAUAGCAGACAGCACAAGCCCAGCUAAGCGUUGGGUUUUGUUUGAAGUAUCCUUUUUCUUCAAUUUGAUCACUUCGGUUUCGUGGUGUAGUUGGUUAUCACGUCAGUCUAACACACUGAAGGUCUCCGGUUCGAGUCCGGGCGAA